AUGACAAUGGUGACGCUGGCUGCACGCUCCUUAACGCACUGCUCUUCAUUAGGCACAUACACACAGAAUUUGCUUGGUUGGCGUCCAGAUCAAACAGAGUCGAUGCUGCGUGCUGUCUUAAAUAGGCAGCAAAAGCGGGCCCUCAGUUCGUCAUCACCCACAGCGCGCAUCACGGCUUACUUUCCCCCCAUCCAAAAUGAAGAUAGAUCGGAUGAAAAUCCGGUGAAUGUUCUGCCGCCGAGUAAACGAGCCCGGAGAGCGAUUUCACAGCUAUUGACCAAAGACGCGGCGAACAGCGGGGAAAAGCCUAGCAGUGGUAUGCCCUCGACCAGUGAAUGCACACUACCGGAGGAACUACAGCAACUCCCAUAUCGAAAACGUCAAAGCCGGAGGCGUAUUACCCAGUGUGGCACAGAAAAGUCUACCGCCAAAACUACCAGGCAGCGAAGAUCAACUCAGAAGCGAUCUAGCCGCCAGGUAGUUGACCACGUGGCUUUGUCUGAGGAAGAGCAGGAUUCCGUGAUCUAA
Dicrocoelium dendriticum is the source of this 528-nucleotide messenger RNA. NCBI's taxonomy places the organism in Eukaryota, Metazoa, Platyhelminthes, Trematoda, Plagiorchiida, Dicrocoeliidae. The record is from the annotation of a GenBank genome assembly.